Molecule: messenger RNA, 4149 nt
Organism: Aspergillus aculeatus ATCC 16872
Lineage: Eukaryota; Fungi; Ascomycota; Eurotiomycetes; Eurotiales; Aspergillaceae
Product: ATP-binding cassette transporter YOR1
Exons: 3
Coding region: 1-4149 (1382 amino acids)
Biological process (GO): transmembrane transport
Cellular component (GO): membrane
Molecular function (GO): ATP hydrolysis activity; ABC-type transporter activity; ATP binding
Source: RefSeq, a predicted model, not a curated record
AUGGAGCUUGCAACGUCUUCUCGAUCAACGCAGCUGGAAAGUGAGAACGAGAAACAGGAUCAAGUCCAAAGAGCACCGGUCAAGACUGCGCGACGAAGUUUGAACCCAUUGCGACUUCAGAAAGUUCCUCCUAUACCGAAAGAAAGAGGAGUCAGUAAGGAGUAUGGGGCUAGCAUUAUCAGUCGCGUGACUUUCCAAUGGAUAGCACCAUUGAUCAAGACCGGAUAUCUGCGUCAAAUAGAGAUUCAAGAUAUAUGGUCUGUCAAUCCAGACAGGAAAGUGGACCUUUUAACGGCCAGAUUCGAUGCUGCAUUAAAAUCACGAACGGAUAGGGGCUCAAAAAAGGCGCUGGUAUGGGCACUAUUCGACACAUUUAGGCUGGAAUUUAUUAUUGGUGGUAUAUGUCAGGUUGUGAGUAUGAUACUCGCUGUCGUAACACCAUACCUUGUCAGAAACCUGACUAGCUACGCAAUGGACGCAUAUGCCGCCCAUCACGGCAAUCACCCUAUGCCCAACCUUGGCCGUGGACUCGGGUUCGCGUUUGGAAUUCCCGCAAUGCAAGCAGUGCAAACACUGUGUCUGAGCCAGGCUUUCUACCGCGGCAUGAUAUGCGGUGGUCAGAUCAGAGCGGUGCUUGUGUCUGCAAUCUACACCAAGGCAAUGAAAUUAUCAGGGCGCGCGAAGGCUGGAAGCGAAGUGCUACUGGCCAGUGGAAAAAAGGACAAGAAGCCUCCCAAGCGGCAAAACAUGCGAGGAGGUCCUGGCCAUGGCGAGGGGAAUGGUUGGGGCAGCGGACGCAUAAUCACGUUGAUGGGUGUGGAUGUGGACCGUAUUGAUCGAGCGUGUGGCUUAAUUCAUAUGCUCUGGACUACACCCGUUGUCUUGGGGGUAGCUUUGAUUUUUAUGGUUAUCAACAUCGGCUACAGUGCACUCCCAGGCUACGGGCUGGCAGUAUUCGGGGCCAUUUUGCUGGCCUACUGUGUCAAAUCCCUGAUCACGCUCCGAAGAGCAGUAAACAAGAUCACCGACAAACGAGUGUCCUUGACACAGGAAAUUCUUUCGAGUGUCAAGUUCGUGAAAUUCUUUGGUUGGGAAAGCAGCUUUCUAGAACGACUCGAGAACCUGCGCAAGCGCGAAAUCAGCUCUCUCCGACGGCUGUUGGUGAUUCGACAUGCCAUCACAGUCAGUAUGCUUUCGCUCCCGGCAUUGUCUUCGAUGCUGUCCUUUAUCACGUAUGCGUUGACAAACCACACCCUCUCCCCUGAUCGCAUUUUUUCCUCGUUGGCCCUGUUCAAUGCUCUCCGAAUGCCACUGGCUAUUCUGAAUCUCGCAAUGACGCAAGCGACUGAUGCUUGGACCGCCCUUCACCGUAUACAAGAGUUUCUGUCGGCCGAAGAACGUGAAGAAAGCAUUACCUGGGACUACACGAUGACCAAUGCUGUUGAGGUCGAACAUGCUUCAUUCACCUGGGAGCGAGUGCGCGAUUCAGCGGAAAGCCCAGUAAAUUCCCGCCCCAGCCAAGCUGCGAUCGCUCCGGGGAGAACAGAGGCAGCAUCAUCUAACACUCUCUCGGAGCGGGAGGCCGACGCCAAGACUCCCUUUCAGUUACUGGGAAUGGACUUUGAGAUUGGCCGCGGUGAGUUGGUCGCCAUCAUCGGAUCGGUGGGCAGCGGGAAAACUUCACUACUGGCAGCCUUAGCGGGCGAUAUGAGACAGACAGCAGGGAAUGUUCGGAUAGGCGCCACUCGGGGGUAUUGCCCACAGUAUGCCUGGGUACAAAAUACUACAGUUCGCGACAAUAUACUAUUUGGAAGGGAGUAUGACGCGGAUCGGUACAACGAGGUGAUCGAUGCAUGCGCACUUCGUGCGGACCUGGCGAUGUUUCCGGACGGAGAUCAGACUGAAAUUGGUGAGCGUGGCAUCACUAUCUCCGGUGGUCAGAAGCAGCGAUUGAACAUCGCGCGGGCGAUCUACUCAAACUCAGAGCUCGUGCUCAUGGAUGAUCCCUUGUCAGCGGUCGAUGCCCAUGUAGGACGCCACAUCAUGGAUAACGCCAUCUGCGGACUUCUCAAGGACCGAUCCCGAGUGCUCGCCACCCAUCAAUUGCACGUGCUUGGACGUUGCGACCGGAUUAUCGUCAUGGAGGACGGAAAGAUCCAUGCAAUCGGCACUUUUGAUGAUUUGACGCGCUCGAGUGACAUCUUCAAGCGGCUCAUGUCCAUAACGUCCCAGCAAGACGCCUUGGAUCAGGAACCAUCGAGCACCAGCGCUACUACCGACGAAAGACCCGAAACCGCACGAAGAGUGCCAGGUGGUGCCUUGAUGCAGAAAGAGGACAUGGCAAGUGGCUCGGUUGGCUGGGAUGUCUUGAGAACUUACGUCAAAGCAUCGGGAUCGUAUCUCAAUGUUCCUGUUUCGCUGUGCUUGAUGUGUGUUGUCAAUGGCGCGCUGGUCAUGUCCGGGCUUUGGUUGUCAUUCUGGACUUCCAAUAAAUAUCCUGGAUUGACCACGGGCCAGUACGUUGGAAUCUACAUCGCGGUUUGUUGCAGCCAAUUCAUCGCGAUGUAUGCGUUUGCGGCGCAUGUGACAAUUGUGGGCGCCAAUGCCAGCAAGAAAAUGCUUCAGCGUGCAAUGUAUCGGAUCUUACGAGUCCCCAUGUCUUUCUUCGACACUACGCCAAUGGGCCGUAUCACCAACCGUUUCUCGAAGGAUGUGCAAGUGAUGGACAGCGACCUACCCGAUUCGAUUAGGUUAUUCGUCUUGACGUUGUCACAGAUUACCUCCACAAUUGGGAUGGUGAUUGCGUUUUACUACUAUUUUGCGAUAGCGUUGGGACCGUUGGUCCUCUUAUUUCUCUUCGCAGCAAGCUACUACCGUGCGUCGGCCCGCAACCUCAAGCGGCAUGAGGCAGUCCUCCGUUCCAAGGUAUUUGCUCGAUUCGGCGAGGCGAUUGCAGGCUCUGCGUGCAUUCAAGCAUACAAAGCAGAAGAGCACUUCAAGAAAUCUAUUCACAAUGCCAUCGAUGACAUGAAUGGCGCCUAUUUCUUGACCUUUGCCAACCAACGAUGGCUCGGAGUCCGACUGGAUAUGGUUGGCACCUUGUUGAUUCUGGUGACGAGUCUCCUGGUUGUGACUUCACGCUUGGAUGUCUCGCCCAGCAUCGCAGGCUUGGUCUUGUCAUAUGUGGUUUCCAUAACCCAGACCUUGGGAUUCACGGUGCGACAAUUCGCCGAUGUGGAUAACAACAUGAAUGCUGCCGAGCGUGUAAAUCACUACGGCACGCAGCUGGAAGAAGAGGCUCCUCUUCAUCUGACGGACGUCGGUAAGGAGUGGCCUUCUGUCGGUCGCAUCACAUUCGAAGACGUGCAGAUGCGCUACCGAGUCGGGCUCCCUCUGGUGCUCAGGGGACUCUCCAUGGAAAUCCGAGGCGGAGAACGCAUUGGGAUCGUGGGUCGCACGGGGGCGGGCAAGUCCAGCAUCAUGUCCGCUCUGUUCCGACUGACCGAACUAUCGGGGGGCAAGAUCCACAUCGACGGGGUUGAUAUCGCCACCGUCGGGCUUUACGAUCUCCGCACGCGGCUGUCGAUCAUCCCGCAGGAUCCGACGUUAUUCAAGGGCACCAUCCGCUCGAAUCUGGAUCCAUUCAACGAACACACUGACCUCGAGCUCUGGUCCGCGCUUCGCAAAGCGCACCUAGUCGACCAGGAAGCCGUGGACAAGAGCUCCGAUGAAGGAACCGUCACCCCCGCACUCACCGACACGGGUACGCCCGUGCAGAAACGCCUCAAUCUCGACACCGUGGUAGAAGAGGACGGACUGAACUUCUCGCUCGGCCAAAGACAGCUGAUGGCGCUGGCGCGCGCUCUCGUGCGCGACUCGCGGGUGAUCGUCUGCGACGAGGCGACCUCGUCCGUGGACUUCGAGACGGAUCAGAAGGUGCAGGAGACGAUGGCGCACGGGUUCGAGGGUAAGACCUUGCUGUGCAUCGCGCAUCGCCUGCGGACGAUCUUGCAAUACGACCGGAUCUGCGUGAUGGGCCAGGGACAGAUCGCGGAGAUGGACACGCCCCUGCGGCUGUGGGAGGCCGGGGGUGUCUUUCGCAACAUGUGUGACCAGAGUGGGAUCACGCGGGAAGACUUUUUGGGCUGA